Microthlaspi erraticum is the source of this 681-nucleotide messenger RNA. NCBI's taxonomy places the organism in Eukaryota, Viridiplantae, Streptophyta, Magnoliopsida, Brassicales, Brassicaceae. The record is from the annotation of a GenBank genome assembly.
AUGGACAACUCCGACAUGCUAAUGAACUUGAUGAUGCAGCAGAUGGAGAAGCUUCCUGAUCAGUUCACUAACCAAAACCCUAACAAUACUUCCCAUAACAUCAUGAUGCUCUCUGACCCCAACACCCACCCUUUCUUCUUCAACCCCUCCCAUACCCAUCUCCCACUACUUGACCCAACCAUCACUCACCACCAACCCGGUUUAAAUUUCCGGUAUGCCCCCUCCACGUCAUCAUCUCUCCCGGACAAAAGAGGAGGCGGUGACAACGCCAACAUGGCGGCCAUGCGAGAGAUGAUCUUUCGAAUAGCCGUGAUGCAACCAAUACAUAUUGAUCCAGAAGCCGUGAAGCCACCGAAGAGAAAGAACGUGAGGAUCUCUAAAGAUCCACAGAGUGUUGCUGCUCGACAUCGAAGAGAGAGGAUAAGCGAAAGGAUCCGGAUUCUUCAGCGGCUUGUCCCCGGUGGAACCAAGAUGGAUACGGCGUCGAUGCUCGAUGAAGCUAUCCAUUAUGUUAAGUUUCUCAAGAAGCAGGUGCAGUCGCUGGAGGAGCAUGCGGUUGUUAACGGCGGAGGAAUGACGUCAACACCGGCCGGCGUUGGUGGAGGGUAUGGAGGAAAAGGGUGUGGGACGAUACGGUCUGAUCAUCACCAGAUGCUUGGAAAUGCACAGAUUCUUAGAUGA